AUAAAUGUUGCAAUAGAUUCGUAGACUAGAAUAAAAAUGCUUGCUCUUCACGUACCUAUAGAAAACUCUGUUAAAACUAAUCUAGUUUGUAUCGAUGAUUAUCAAAAAUGUUCUCAAAAAACUUUAUCCAAAGGUGUAUAUGAGUUUUUUGCCGAAGGCAGUGGGCAACAAGAAACUCUCAAAAGUAAUACAAAUGCAUUUAAAAAAUAUAAAAUAAAACCUCGAUAUCUUUGCAAUGUAGCCCAUAGAAAUCUAAAGAUUAAAAUAUUGGGAAAAGAUAUAUCAAUGCCGAUUGGUGUUGCACCUACAGCUAUGCAAAAACUUGCCCAUCCCGAUGGAGAAACAGCUAUUGCUAGAGCUACACAAGAGUUAAACACAAUCUAUAUCAUGAGUAUCUAUUCGACAACUAGUAUAGAAGAUGUAGUGAAAGCUGCUCCACAUGGAAGGAAAUGGUUACAGCUUUUCAUUUUUUCUGACAGAAAAAUAAACGAGGACGUUAUAACCAACGCUGAAAGGAAUGGAUUUGAAGCUAUAGUGGUUACUUGUGAUUUUCCAGUACUAGGAAUUCGUUUAGCAUCAGCUAGGAAUAAACUAUACCUACCUCAACAUUUGCAACUUGGUGUUCUAAAAAAAUAUAUGGAACAACAAAAAAUGAACGACAUACGAGUAAUAUCAGAUCCGUCAGCGCAAUGGAAUGAUAUUAAAUGGUUGAAAACAAUAACGAAACUUCCUAUUGUAGCUAAAGGUAUACUAUCUGCUGAGGAUGCUAUUUUAGCGAUUGAAGCUGGAGUCUCUGCCAUUAUAGUUUCAAAUCAUGGAGGUAGACAGUUAGACAGUUUACCAACAACAAUAGAAGUAUUACCUGAAAUUGUUCAAGCAGUAGGAGACAAAGUUGAAGUAUAUAUAGAUUGUGGAUUUAGAGAUGGUACAGAUGUAUACAAAGCUAUAGCUCUUGGUGCAAAAAUGGUGUUCGUAGGAAGACCUGCAAUUUGGGGGCUUGCACACAGUGGAACGGAAGGUGUUAAAAACGUCUUGAAUAUUCUUCGAAACGAACUUGAUGUAGCAUUAGCUAUUUCAGGAUGUUGUAGUUUGGAUGAAAUAACCCCAGAGAAAGUGGUCCAUGAGUCAUAUUACUCAAAACUGUAAAACUAAAAAAAAUUGAGCUAUUUGUAUGCGACAAUAUAGAUGAAGAAAAAUCAGUUUUGAAGGGGCCUGAUUGCUUAUAAAUAAAUAAAAAUAAGAUAUUGAUUAAUUUUUAAUUCUGUUAAAAAAAUAUCUAAGACACUUUCUUUGUUAAAAUUUUUGCGCCUGCUGUUUGUUGUUUUUUUAACAAUUUCAAAUGUUUUUUCAAUUUUUGUUUCAUAGUAUUUUGCGUAGCCUCUGAGCCAUUCUCAAAUAUUGCUACUAAUAUAAAACAUCCCCUAUUAAGCUUCAACCAAACAUCCAACUAAAACACAAUUGAUUACAUAUCAAGCAAAUACAUUAAUGCUGAAAAUAAAUUACUUACAAUUGCUUCAUUUAAUUUUUCGACUAAAACAGACCCAAAUGUAACAUCACCGUUUUCUAAUUUAAUCUUAUCAAAUUGUGCGAGUUUUUUUAAAGCCAUAUGAAUACCAGCGUUUUCAAUGCCCAAUACAUCCUUGUCGUUUUCUUUAACUGACCAUUUGGGAUCAACUAAAACAUCUACUAAACCACUGUAUGCUUUUUCCAAAUCACUACCGCUACCUAAAACAAAUAUAUUCAUAAUAGAAAAAGUUUUGUUUAAACUUUAAAAGAAUCUUCAUCACUUUCUUACCCACUUUCACUAUAGCUAACAUUUCAAUAGCUAAUGAGGGAGAAGAUAACCAAAAUUUCGAAUCGUUUGAUACUAAUUCUAAUAAAGUUUUAAUGGAAUAUCC
Molecule: messenger RNA, 1898 nt
Organism: Diorhabda sublineata
Lineage: Eukaryota; Metazoa; Arthropoda; Insecta; Coleoptera; Chrysomelidae
Product: 2-Hydroxyacid oxidase 1-like
Exons: 7
Coding region: 37-1146 (369 amino acids)
Molecular function (GO): FMN binding; oxidoreductase activity
Source: RefSeq, a predicted model, not a curated record